This is a messenger RNA of Adineta steineri, 1821 nucleotides long. The record is from the annotation of a GenBank genome assembly. Lineage: Eukaryota; Metazoa; Rotifera; Eurotatoria; Adinetida; Adinetidae.
AUGGCGAUGAGAUAUCAAAAACAACAAAAAAACUCUAUAAAAGCAAAUCGGCAUUGUCAACCAGAUCGAGAAAUCAAUAUAUUACUAUUAGGACAAACAGGAGUGGGAAAAUCAACAUUUAUCAAUGCAUUUGCUAAUUAUAUUGUUAAUGACACGUUAGAAGAAGCAGUCAAUGAUGAAAUACAAGUUAUUAUCCCAUCUUCAUUUUCUUAUACCGAUCAAGAUACAUUUGAGGAAAAACAGAUUGCUAUUGGUUUUGAAGACGAAUAUGAAACAUUUUCCACUGAAGGUCAAUCAAGCACACAACAAUGUCGAAGCUUUGUUUUUCCAAUUGGUAAUAGAAAUUUACGUUUGAUUGAUACACCUGGUAUUGGUGAUACUCGAGGUAUAGAACAAGAUUCAAAAAAUUUUCAAGAAAUAUUAGCAUACAUUGCGCAAUAUGAACAUCUAAAUGCAGUAUUUAUCAUGGUUCGACCAAAUGAAGAACGUUUGAAUAUACUUUUUCGAUUUUCUAUCAAUGAACUUCUUCGACAUUUGAAUAUUGACAUUAAAGAUAAUAUUAUGUUUGUUUUUACCAAUGCUCGAUCAAGUUUCUAUAUGCCCGGUUCUACCAAAAAACUUCUUGAAGCACUUUUUAGCAAACAUCGUCUAGAAUACAAUGUUGAAAUUCCAUUUUCAAGAGAUAAUACAUUUCUCCUUGAUAGUGAAGCAUUUCGUCAUCUAGCAUUAUGUAAAAAUAAUAUACAAUUAGAUGAAAAUCAAACAAAAAGUUACACAAGAAGUUGGGAGCAUUCUGUAAAAGAAUAUGCUCGUCUUAUGCAACGCAUUAAUGCGCAUUCUCUUCAUGCUAUUAGUAAUAUACUUUCAUUAAAUGAAGCUGAACAACUUAUACGAAAACUUCCAAGACCAAUUGCUGAAACAGCAAAAUUGAUUGAAGAAAAUAUUCAACUUGCAAAAGAGCAUAAACAAAAAGUACUUAAUAAUCCUCAAAUUGCAUUAGAAGGCAUCCCUCAAAAUAAUGCUAUCAUUAAAACAUUAAAACAUCCACGAACAGUAUGUGUUGGAGAAAAUUGUUGUCGAGUUAUAGAAGUGAAUGGUGAAAAGCAAAUGGAAUAUUUACAUAUAUGUCAUGAUGAAUGUUAUUUAGCAGGUGUUGUGCAAGAAACAUUAUAUGAUCCAAAACUACAAGAUUGCACAGCUAUGGAGCCUGAAGAAGGUUUUUGUACAGUUUGUGAUUGUCAUUGGUUGCAACAUAAACAUAUUACUUAUGAAUAUGCAACAGAUCGCAUUCAUAUCAAAUCAAGUAAAGAUAUGACUUUAGCUGAUAUUGAUCGACGUAUUACCGAUUUACGAAAUGAAGAAAGUAAAAUUCAAGAUAUCUAUAGAAAACUUGUACGAUUUCUUCAUGUAAAUGCCAUAUUACCCGUAAAUGAUGAUUUUAUUGAAUAUCUUCAAUAUUUUAUUCGGGAAGAACAAAUGAAACAAAGUGCCGGUGCUCAAAAUACAGAAAUUAUUGGUAGUCUAGAAAGAUUAAAGGAUGAUUAUAAUAAAGAAAUGGGAUUAUAUAAAAAAACAUUAGAAGAACAGAAAAACUCAAUAAAUCCAAGUCAAUUAGUGAAACCAGAGGAGAUAUUUAUUUUAGUUGAAACUCUCUAUGAACUACCUAUUACCGGAAAACAGAUUAAACAGCAAGUUGACGGAAUAAGAAUCGGUCAGACAAGGUCGGGUGCUCAGCGUGAAACUUUUGUUGAGCUACCAGCAAAAGCUGCUUCAUCAAAAGUAAUGCUCGAAUUAAGAGAAAUCGUUUCGACACAAUCAUAA